CUCCCGCACACGUCAGCUAGACAGCGCCAUCUACGGUGUAGCAAGUCGAGUGUAUGUAAUGUGGAGUAUACGGUGGUACAGAUAAAAGAUUUUAUAUAGGAUAACUUUUAGGGUGUAGAACAGAGCCUGAUUAGGAAAUCAGCAUGGUACUUAUUGCUGCUGCAGUAUGUACCAAAGCGGGCAAGACUAUUAUCUCUCGCCAAUUUGUGGAAAUGACAAAGGCCAGAAUAGAAGGUCUGCUUGCAGCAUUUCCCAAGUUAAUGAGCACUGGGAAACAACAUACAUUUGUAGAAACAGAAUCUGUCCGUUAUGUGUACCAACCUCUUGAAAAGCUCUAUAUGCUAUUAAUUACCACCAAGGCUAGUAAUAUUCUGGAGGAUCUUGAAACCCUUCGGCUCUUUGCCAGAGUGAUACCAGAAUACUGUAAAUCCAUGGAUGAACUUGAGAUUGCAGAAAAUGCUUUUAAUCUCAUUUUUGCAUUUGAUGAGAUAGUUGCUUUAGGCUAUCGGGAGAGUGUUAACUUGGCACAAAUUAGAACUUUUGUGGAGAUGGACUCGCACGAAGAGCGUGUAUACCAAGCUGUAAGAUUCACUCAGGAACGUGAGGCCAAAAAUAAGAUGAGAGAAAAGGCCAAAGAACUUCAUCGGCAAAGAAUGGAAGCUAAUAAGAAAGGUGGAUUCAAAAGUCCAGGUUAUGGUGGUGGCUAUGGUGGUAGUGGAGGAUUUACACCUAGUGUAGGUGAUUCAGCCAACUAUGUACCAGAGAUCGUAAAACCCGUCUAUGCCUCCAUGCAAAAACCAACCUCUUCAGGUUCUGGUGCUAUGAAACUUGGUGGAAAGGCACGCGAUGUAGACUCAUUUGUGGAUCAAUUAAAGGAAGAAGGUGAAACUGUAGUCACAUCACCGUUAGCUGCUCCCGGAGUGAAAGCUGCUCCAAUAUCUCCUCAGAUUAUCAAUACAGAACCAAUACACUUGAGGCAAGAGGAAAGGCUGAACGUCCGCGUGAGUCGUGAUGGUGGAGUUCAGAAUUUUGAAUUGCACGGCCUAGUGACCCUUCAUAUUUCUGAUGAAAAGUGGGGCCGCAUUCGUGUGCAGUUAGAGAAUCGUGAUUCGCGCGGCGUACAAUUGCAAACUCAUCCUAAUGUCGACAAAGAGCUCUUCAGGACGCGUGGACAAAUAGGUCUUAAGAUACCAACCAAGCCAUUCCCAUUGAAUACCGAUGUGGGUGUAUUGAAAUGGAGAUUGCAGGCUCAGGAUGAUACUGCUUUACCAAUUUCAAUCAACUGCUGGCCAUCGGAGAACGGAGAAGGCGGCUGCGAUGUGAAUAUUGAGUACGAGCUUGAACAGGAUGACCUUGAACUUAAUGACGUGCAGAUAAAUAUACCCUUGCCAAUCGGUUGCAAUCCUGUCGUGAAUGAAUGUGAUGGUCAAUAUAAUCACGAAUCACGUAGGAAUACUUUGGUAUGGUCAUUGCCACUUGUGGAUGCGUCGACGAAAUCUGGAUCCAUGGAGUUUUCAGCGGCAUCCAGUACUCCGUCAGAUUUCUUUCCUCUUCAUAUUUCCUUCUCUUCGAAGACGUCCUACGCGAAAAUCAAGGUUACAGAAGUGCUCUUCGUGGAGGACGAGAGUCCCGUCAAAUAUUCCGUAGAGACGGUUUUCUUCACUGACAACUACGAAGUUGUUUAGUUUAAACUGGUUAGAAUCCUCAAAAAUUUGUAUUUAUACACGAUACCUGGAAUAGUAAUUAGGCGCACACCAGGACGAAGCAUUAAUUCCAAGGUAAAUAUAUAUAUAUAUACCAGGUUAAGUAUAACGUUUCAAAAUACACGGAUUCUUAUGAUAAAAGUAUUGUUAUAAUUGCGAGUUUUAUCUUGUACCCAUCGAUGUCUCCUUUCUAACUUGUCCGGAAUAUCAUCCGUAAUGGUUUAAGAUAGAAUUUUUUGUCUAUGUGAGGGAAACUAGAAUUGUAUUACGACAAUUUUUGUAUAACAUUGGGAUAUUGAAAGCUCCUGCAUUAUAUGAGUAUUCUUAUUUGUUAAUACAAGAAAAUGGAAAUCCAACGAUUAUUAUUCUGGAAAUUAAAUAACGUGAAUUUUUAUAACUAUCCUUGAAAGAAGAAGAAACAGGAAGUAAUAGGAAACGAUAAUCAUUGUCCCCUCAUAUCCUCAUUGUCUUCUACUUUACAGUUAAGUAAUCUUGUGCAGAGCUACAAAUGCCAACAAUUUAUUUAACAUGUAAUAAAAAGGCUAGCCCAUUCUAUACGGAGCCCUUUGAAUAUUAAUGGAAUUAUUUUAUAAAUAAAGAUAUAUUACAU
This is a messenger RNA of Cephus cinctus (wheat stem sawfly), 2313 nucleotides long. RefSeq names its product coatomer subunit delta (gene deltaCOP). Bases 144 to 1685 code for a protein of 513 amino acids. The record is from RefSeq and is a predicted model, not a curated record. Gene Ontology annotation, biological process: Golgi localization; endoplasmic reticulum to Golgi vesicle-mediated transport; retrograde vesicle-mediated transport, Golgi to endoplasmic reticulum. Lineage: Eukaryota; Metazoa; Arthropoda; Insecta; Hymenoptera; Cephidae. The transcript is spliced from 8 exons. Gene Ontology annotation, cellular component: cytosol; COPI vesicle coat.